Lytechinus variegatus (green sea urchin) is the source of this 1414-nucleotide messenger RNA. It is a transcript of the gene sugt1, whose product is annotated as protein SGT1 homolog. The record is from RefSeq and is a predicted model, not a curated record. Gene Ontology annotation, biological process: protein stabilization. Lineage: Eukaryota; Metazoa; Echinodermata; Echinoidea; Temnopleuroida; Toxopneustidae. Gene Ontology annotation, molecular function: protein-folding chaperone binding. The coding region runs from base 113 to 799 and encodes 228 amino acids. The transcript is spliced from 7 exons.
AUGUGCAAAUGCACACGAGACAUGCAAGUGACGUCAGACGUCAUACAAGGACAUUCUAGAAAAAUUGGAUCCUGACGAAAUUUAGCGGACCCAGGCCAGGCCCAGGUUUAAAAUGGCGUCAGCAGAUGAGCAAAAGGAAAAGCAGUCUGAACCAUUGGCAAAGCAGCAACAAGCACCAUUGCCUCAACCUCAGAAACAAAGGUAUGACUGGUACCAAACAGAUGGGCUUGUUACUAUUAAUAUACUCAUCAAAAAGGCCAAGGAAGAAGACGUUAAUAUUGUUCUGACCAAGACUACAUUGAGUUCAACAAUCAAGUUGUCCGAUGGGAGUGAUUACAGAUUGAAAUUAGACCUGGCUCACCCAAUCAUUCCAGAGAAAAGCACAACAAGGAUACUAAGUAGCAAAAUAGAGAUUAAAUUGAAGAAAGAAGAAGCCAUCAGAUGGAACAAACUAGAAGGUGAAGAUGAUAUCCCUCAAGCAGUCAAGCCUGCAGCGGAAACAAAGGCCGAAGACAGCAUCCACAAAUACCCAACAUCCAGCCACGUGACGAGGAACUGGGACCAGAUUGCAAAGGAAUUUGAGAAGGAGGAAGAGGAGAACGCGAAAGGAGAGGAGGCCCUCAAUAGUCUCUUCCAAAAGAUCUACUCCAGUGGAGACGAAGAGACGAAGAAAGCCAUGAACAAGUCAUUUGUGGAGUCGGCGGGCACGGUUUUGAGCACUAACUGGAAAGAUAUCGGCUCCAAGAAGACGGAGAUAAAACCCCCUGACGGCAUGGAGCACAAGAAAUGGGAUUCAUGAUCAUCUCAAGAGUCAAUUUAAUCUUCAAACAUUUGUUGAACUUUGAAAAGAACUGAUUUGUGGUGCAACUUGGAAAUGCUUUUUCUCAUGGAACGCGGUAUUUCGUACUUCUUCAAGCUCAAUUUGUGAUGUGAGUGUGAUUAACGCUGGAAUUAAUGCUGGAACCAGUACAUGUAUGUGGUGGUUCUGCCGACAAAAGAGUGUGGCAGAAUGUUUUGCUUGAAUUUACAUACAGUUAUUAAACUGGCUUGAAAAUAAAAACAUGGUUUAUGCAGAUUUCAUGAAUAUAUUGAGAAAGAGUGCUAUAUUGAAUACAUGCUUUUGUCAUGAGGUGGCUAAAUUUGUAACUAUCCUCGUAUCAUCAUAGUACGGACUCAUUGGCCCAUAUUAUCAAAAGAGGUUGCGAUUGUACCAUAUUACAAAACCACAGAGUAUUAAAGCAGAUUUGUGUACAUCGUUACGCUCAUUUCAUUGCGUACCCUAAGAAAAGUCAAAUGAUUAAUGUGCACUUUCGGCAAAGCGUGCUGAAUAGAAGCAUGAUAGCGUGUGAAAACUGCAUAAACUUUGGUUUUGUACCAUGGACGAAUGAAACUUCUUUAUAUGAGCAUAUAUAUA